UGGUCACCCGCAUAUAUAAGUAAUACCUCUUCAUUCCCUUGGUUUACAAUUUUCGCUUUCCUUUCUUCUUCACAGAGCUUCGAUUUCCAUACCCAUGGCGCUCCGUGCUCUAUUAGCCAAAAAAACCCUGGCUUCAGGGUUUCAGACCCAAGCCAAAGCCCUAGCCUCUGGAAUCUCCAACUCUCGCGCUUCACAGACCUCGCUCCCUUCCGACAACGGCAAUCUCCAUCACCGGGACGGAGGUCAUUUCAACAACUCAAUUUUCUUGAAGAAUCUUACUCCUCCUCGUGAAGCUGGCGGUGAAGUGAAGGCAGAAGGUGCUGCUUUUCAAGGAUCUGGAUUGGCAUACAAGAGCUUCUGUAGAACUUAUUCAACUUCGUCUGCAGCAAUUUCUAACAAUGAUGAAAAAACUACUCGCAAUGUCCUUCGUCCCCUAUCACCUCAUCUUCCUGUUUACCAGCCCCAACUCAGUUCAAUGCUUUCAAUCUUCAAUAGAAUAUCCGGUUCUUACCUAACAGCUUUAGUAUUGUUCAACUAUCUCUCUGUUAAAAUCGGGUGGGUGAGCUUCACCAGUGCUUAUUUCUACCAAUUUAUGUUCUACUCAUCAAAGCUCUUCCCAAUAUCUGUCGAGAUUGCAGCGUUAGCUCUGUCCUACCAUGUGAUCAUCGGGAUUCAACAUUUAGUAAAGAGGGCUUGAUUUGAUAAUGCUGUGGCGAACUCCAGGUGCGAAAUUUAUGUCUUUGUCUCGUAUGGUCGAGCAGGAGUGCUGUGGCUAUGUUUGCUGUUUGACAGGUUGAAUAUCAAACCGAAUAAAUUGAACCGGGGUGAGGACCUCUUUUCAUGGCUGUUUAAUUACCGGUAAAUUAGGAGAAUUUAGAGUGACAAUGUUUUGAGCAUUUUGUUUUAAUUUCCACCAAUGUGUGAUACAUUACAUCAUCUGUGAACAUUCCCUUUGUAGACCAAUAAAAAUGGUUCGAGGUUCA
Molecule: messenger RNA, 983 nt
Organism: Cannabis sativa
Lineage: Eukaryota; Viridiplantae; Streptophyta; Magnoliopsida; Rosales; Cannabaceae
Product: succinate dehydrogenase subunit 3-1, mitochondrial
Exons: 4
Coding region: 95-697 (200 amino acids)
Biological process (GO): tricarboxylic acid cycle; mitochondrial electron transport, succinate to ubiquinone
Cellular component (GO): membrane
Molecular function (GO): electron transfer activity; succinate dehydrogenase activity
Source: RefSeq, a predicted model, not a curated record